Molecule: messenger RNA, 4479 nt
Organism: Cyprinus carpio (common carp)
Lineage: Eukaryota; Metazoa; Chordata; Actinopteri; Cypriniformes; Cyprinidae
Product: zinc finger protein 687b-like
Source: RefSeq, a predicted model, not a curated record
UGAAAACGUAGCAGUUUGACCAAGGCAGACGGAAAAUCAUUUUCCUGUCCAUUAUUAUCGUCGCUAUCUGCCAGGACCUGGCCGUACUCAAUCGAUGACGGGAAGUUAAGGCGCUUCAUCUGGAGCGAGGAUAGUCGGGAAUCUCAAAAGAAAACAGGAUUGAGUCCACUGACCCGGCAUGGGGGACAUGAAAACCCCCGAUUUUGACGACCUGUUGGCAGCGUUUGACAUUCCUGACAUUGAUGCCAAAGAGGCUAUCCAGUCUGCCCCGGAUGAGGUGGAGGGGCAUCAAGGAGCAGGCGGAGGAUCACUCAUAAAGGCUGGUGAUGCUUCAGUAGGUGGAAGUUCAGCCUUAAGGUCACCCAGCCCAUCCACGGAUUCUCAGAGCGACCCAUCUAUUGUGAGUGUGAUUGUGAAGAACCGUGUUCGCCCUGAGCCCUUUGAUGGUGGCGACAGCUCUGUACCAGACCCAUUAAACCAUAAUGGAUUUGUGUCGUCCGGUGGCUCGGUGCAUAUGUCUCAGUCCCGGGGCCAGCCAAAUGGGGAACAAUGGCCCAUAUGCAGCUCAAAGGCAAUUCCUGAGACUACAGGAGCGCUUGGAUCUUCCGGCACUUCCAAACCAGGCAGCAACAUCUUCAAUAAGCUGAAGCCCUUGAUGGCACAGGGUGCUGGAGACUCUGUCGGAAGGGCCCGAAAAAUGCAGCUUCUGCAACAGCAGCAUAUGCAGCAGGAGAUUAACCUAGAAGGUGCGGACAAGGAGAAAGCCCCUGCGAUUCCUAGUGGGACAAGUGGAGCAGCAUCUCCGUUCUUUCCCCCACCUAAACCACUUCUUUCCACUCCCUCCACAGCUUCGUCCUCUUCACCGUCAUCGUCCUCUCCAUCGGUUGGUUCCCGUGUUUCUGGGACCAUGGCAUCGUCUCCGCUGGCUACAUCCCUAACAGAGCCAUUUAACGGAUCGCCACGUCUUAGUUCGCCGGCUUUCAGACGUGUGGAUUCAGAUGAGGAGGAUUCCGAUCCUGAUUCCGGAGGAUCUCUGGUCAUCCAUGAGAGUCCAGACUCUCCCACUCCACCGAAACUAUCACGUCGGCUGAGGUCACCUCCAGAAAAUUCACAGUCUCCUUCUCUCCCUCCUUCGACAUCCAUAUCGCCCAGCGCUUACCCCAAGCCAGGUGACACUCCCUUGGCAUCACCUGCUUCACCUCGAGCUCAACAGAACUGGCUUUCCGCACCAGUCCAAACAGGAACCGGAAAGAGUUUACCCCAAGAGGAGCGAAACCCAGAGCAUGUUAUAGAAGAACGAGAUUCGCCAGAGAGCCCCGAGCCAGAGGUGCCCAAGUCCUCCAUGCCAACAUCUGCAGUUACAAAAAGAUCAUGUAGCCCAGCGGUUGCCUCUUCAUCACCAUCUGCUUCCCUUCAAGAACCUAAGGCAGAAGAAGAGGAGAUGGAGGUAGACAAAGAUUCAGUGGAGAAUGGACAAGAUGUGGCUAAUACAGAUGAUAAGGAUGGUGGGAAGAGGGAUGAAGAGAAAAUGGAGGUAGAUGCUGCACAAUCCCUUCCAGCAGAAGCCGGAUCACCGAGCAGUGGUGGCAAAGCUGUAUCUGGCGGAAAUGCUCCCUCCAGACCUCUUAAAGUCCGUAUCAAGACCAUUAAGACGUCUACAGGAGGUAUCACACGCACGGUUACCCGAGUAGCAGGUAAGGGAGGCACUGCCAAUGCAGACAAAGAUGCAAGUAAAGCCCAAACGGGCAGUCGAGCUGUUCCUGCGAAAGGCGCCAAAAAAAAUGAUGGUCAAGUGGUAAAAUGCUCAACCUUACCAGUAUCCACUCUAGAAGCCAGCAGUGCCAUGAUAGCCGCAGCCAGCAAGGUCCAAAACAAAAUGGCCAUGCAAGCCGAUAAAACCAAAAUCUCUGCCACAGCGGUGAGCAUCACAAAAGCCACCACUUUACCAGUCGCACCAGCCGUCGGUGGGAUAAGCGUGCGGUCUACGAUCGGUAAAACCGCCAAUGGAGGUACCGUGCCGUGUAAACCAGCGUCUAUUGUCAACAGCACCGGUGCUGUUAUUUCCCGUAGCCAGUCUAGUCUAGUUGAGGCUUUCAACAAGAUCCUGAACAGCAAGAACCUGCUGCCCAGCUACCGUCCAGAUCUCUCGACCCCGCCACCCCCUGAAUGGGGUCUUCCUAUGCCUGCUACUGGAUACCGCUGCUUGGAGUGCGGAGAUGCUUUUGCUUUGGAGCGCAGCCUGGCGCGACACUACGACCGGCGCUCUUUGAGAAUAGAAGUGACGUGCAAUCACUGCGCGAAGCGGCUGGCUUUCUUCAACAAAUGCAGCCUGUUGUUACAUGCUCGGGAGCACAAGGAACGAGGCCUGGUCAUGCAGUGCUCACAUUUGGUUAUGAGACCAGUUACAGUGGAGCAGAUGAUCGGCCAGCAAGACACUACUCCCAUUGGUAAGUAUGCUCUCUCUCCAUCACUCUCCUCUCCACCUCUGUCAUCCUCCACCACCCAGACAGGGACGACUCCUAUACCGUCCACUUCCAGUCCACUGAAGGACUCCCCUUCUCCAGGCACGGCUUCAACCCAGCCCAGCCCUGCCCGCCGUGGACCCCAGAGUCCCCAGGCUCUGAUGCCACUGCCCUGCAAGAAGGGCGAAGCCCUGCAAUACCACAACUUCAAGUGUCCUGAAUGUCAAGCUCAGUUUUCAAGCAAGGCUGAAUUAGUGACCCAUUUCCAGCAAAUCAGAGCUACUCCUAAUUCGACUUGUAUGCUUUGCUCUCCUCCCAUGAUGCUGCCUAACUGGUGCAGUGUUUCAGCCCAUCAGCGGAUCCAUAAGCACCGCGCACCCCACGUGUGUCCAGAGUGUGGAGGCACUGCUCGUCAGGCCACGUUUCAGACCCAUCUGGAAGAGUCUUGCCUGCACUUCGCCAGGCGCAUCGGCUACAGGUGCUCCAGUUGUCAGGUUGUGUUCGGAGGUUUGAACUCCAUCAAGUCCCACAUUCAAACAGCUCACUGUGAAGUGUUUCAUAAGUGCCCCAAUUGCCCGAUGGCCUUCAAAUCUGCCCAGAGCGCGCAGGGGCACAUCACUUCCCAGCAUCCCGCCCUCACAGCUGCGCAGGCUAAGAUGAUCUACAAGUGUGUCAUGUGUGACACAGUGUUCACCCAGAAACCUUUGCUCUACAUGCAUUUUGACACUCACCUGGCCAAACAGAAGGUGCAUGUGUUCAAAUGUCCAGACUGCACUAAACUUUAUGCCCAGAAAGGCUCAAUGAUGGAACACAUCAAGACUGUUCAUAGAGGCCUGUCUGUCAAAGCUGAGGCUCCGCCCACCACCGCAUCAUCUCCGGUCUCAGCUCCUUCCAGCAACUCCAUUCCUAAACCUAAGCCCACAGAAAACAAUUCGGAUGAGUUGAGCCAGGGACAGGGAGAGGAGGAUGAGGAGGGGGAAGAGGAGGAGGGAGAGCAUGAAGGGGAAGAGAGAGACGAGGGAGAAGAGGAAGAGAAUGAGGAGGAAGAUCAGUUGAGCUCUCCAGAAAGCGGGAGUAUGGAGUGGAGGUGCAAAGAGUGCAAGAAACGCUUUGCUGAGAGAGAGGAGUACAUCGACCACAUGAAGAAUGAACAUGGCACGUUAAUGAAGAAGUGCCCCUGCAGACUGGUGUGAACGCUCAUUCAGUUCAGCCACAGCCUUCGUCGACAUGUCCGGAUAAUACAUGAGGGCGUCAAGAGAGUCUUCCGCUGCCCGCACUGCUCAGAGGGUAAGCGUACAUUCAGUAGUCGUCUAAUUUUAGAGAAGCACAUUCGGGUCAGACAUGGCAUCAGAGCUCGACAAACAACAGACAGACCGAAUGCUCCAAACACCAGAAAGCGUUCACUUCCAGGCGAAGGGGCAGGAAGCUCGUCAGAGAUCGACAACGAGGGCGGAGCUCCACCAGUAGGGGGCGGCACCGAUACCGAUGAUGCCGCAGGAGAAGACGCCUCAUGUCCAGCCAAAAGAACUCGAGCGUCUGAGAACCGGACGCCUGAGCAGGAAGAAGACGAUGGCACGUUCCGCUGCACACCCUGCGGCUUCACCUCACAGGAUUGGGAAGAGUUCCAGCGCCACAUUCCCAUCCACUGUGACGCUGAGAAUGCACCGCAGCAGUGCCUGCAGUGUGGCGCCUGCUUCGCCUCGGCUGGCUCGCUCAGUCGCCACAAAUUCAUUACGCACCGUUUACGCCAAGGUCAGCAUGACAAUCGGGGCGGAAAUGCAUCACCUGGCACGUCGCCACAGGAUGGCUCGCCAUCUUCACCUAAAGCAGGCGAGGAGGGGGAGGGAGGGGUCAGCUGCAGGGUGUGCAGCCGGCGCUUCGACAAGGCCUCGGACCUUAACACGCACUUCCGCACGCAUGGCAUGGCCUUCAUCACGGCACACAGGACCGACAAGCCCUUGUAGAACAAGCGAGAUGGCACAAAACAAGGAAAAGCCAUUGCAAAAUAGGUCACGGC